Candida albicans SC5314 is the source of this 723-nucleotide messenger RNA. It is a transcript of the gene RPA34, whose product is annotated as DNA-directed RNA polymerase I subunit. The coding region runs from base 1 to 723 and encodes 240 amino acids. Gene Ontology annotation, biological process: transcription by RNA polymerase I. Lineage: Eukaryota; Fungi; Ascomycota; Pichiomycetes; Serinales; Debaryomycetaceae. The transcript has a single exon. The record is from RefSeq and is a predicted model, not a curated record.
AUGGCACCUUCAUAUAAAUCCAGCGAAUACAUUGAUGAUUCUGAUUCUGAAUUAUCUGCUGAAGAAAGAGAAUAUGAACCACCAAAGAAUUUUCAAAAAGUUACUCCAGAAUCCAAAGAGUUCUCAUCAAAUUUGAAAGGAAAAGAAGUUUGGUUGAUAAAAACUCCCAAAGGUUUCCCAUUAACAGAUUUGAAGAAAUUGCCAAUAUCUUUUAGUGGUAAAAGUGCCGAAUCAUUCAAAGUCAACAACUUAUCAUACCAAGUCACCGAAGAUCUUGGAGCAUCUGCCAGUGACACAAAUAAUAAACAUACCAUAUUUUCACUGAAAAAAAGAAGUUUCAGACCACUAGGAGAGAAGAUCUCACGAUUCUACAGUAUCCAUGAAGUUGUCGAUAUUCCUGAGAUUCAGCUUGACAAAGUGGUGGUACCUAGACAGAAUGUUCCUAAAAUAAAGAAACUAAGAAUGAGACAUUUCCCUACUGGUUAUGGGGCGGACGAUUACCAGUUCGAUAAAGAAGAAGAAGAGGAGGAGGAGGAAGAGUCAGAAAAUGACGAUGUUGAAGCAGGCAAAGUUUUAAAAAAGGCAAAGGUAGAAGAAAAAGAAGAGAAGGAAGCCAAACACAAGAAAGACAAAAAGGAAAAGAAAGACAAGAAAGACAAGAAGGAUAAAAAAGACAAAAAGGACAAAAAGGAUAAAAAGAAGUCUAAAAAGGAAAAAGCUUAG